AGUAAAUGUGUUCUUAUUCAUCACUGAAGUGAUACAACAUCAUUUUAACUUCCUUUUGUUAGUAAGGAGGCUUUUCUCGACAGUGAGACAGCGUGUGUAACGUUGUGAAAGCGUUAGUAGGAAACAUAGUGGCGCCUUUCAUUGACUUCACUAUCAGUGUGAAGCUGUUCCUCCAUAACAAUGAACUACUCUGACUAUGACUCUGAUGGAUAUUCAUCUCAUGAAGAUGAAGACUACGUCCCGUCAGAUGAUAACCUCAGUGAGGAUGACAUUAAUGAGUGUGAAAAGGAAGACCCCCUGCAUGAGGGUGAUGACGUCCCACAUCCUGAUAAUGUCACCAAGAAGAAGAAGAAGAAAAAGGACAUCGGUAUGAGAAAGAGGAAGCAAGGAGUCCUGAAAAUAGACGAAGAGGACAAAGAGGAGAAGGAUGGAGGGGAAGCAGAAGAUGCGCCACCACCACAAGAAGAGGUGGAAAGACCCAAAAAGAAGGAUGAUGAUGAAAAACAGAAGAAAAAGUCAGAUGACCUCUGGGCCAGUUUCUUGUCUGACGUUGGAUCUAGACCCAAAGAGUCCACACCUGCUUCACAGUCCAGCACCACACAGACGGCUGAUUCUUCAGCAACAAAGGUUGCUCCUUCGAGAACACAAACAAAAGAACCAGAACCUGCUAAAGUCAUCAUCACUAAAGUUUUUGACUUCGCUGGAGAAGAAGUCAGGGUGAAUAAAGAAGUAUCAGCAGACUCCAAAGAAGCCAAGAGUUUCCUGAAGCAGCAGAACACAAACCAGGAGGAGGAGAUAGAUGAAGAAGAUGGGCCAUUUCCCAGCCAAAGAGCUCUCCCUGGUCCCAGUGCCAAGCGGCCGGCGGGCAUGUCCAGCAUCCUGAACCGUAUGGGAGGGAAGAAACAGAAAAUGAGCACACUGGAGAAGUCAAAGAUGGACUGGGACGCUUUUAAAUCAGAAGAGGGCAUCUCUGAGGAGCUGGCUAUCCACAACAGAGGCAAAGAGGGGUAUGUGGAGCGGAAGAACUUCUUGGAUCGCGUCGACCACCGACAGUUCGAGUUAGAAAAAGCAGUGCGACUGAACAACAUGAAACAAUGACACGGACUGACAACACACACACACCACACACACACACACACACACACACACACACACAGAGACGAGUCUGAAACAAAGCCAGCCAGAGACCGGAACAGAUGUUUAGACGUUGUGUAUCUCGCUUUCUGUCUCUCUAAUGACAGAGUUGGUCUUCCCUCAGUACAGUGAGCAGUGACUGGAGCUGUGGCUGGAGGUCUAUUUCAGGACGGGGAUAUUAAUAGUCAGAGUUAGUGUAACGGAGGGUGUUGAGUGUACCACUUCGUCUUCCUGUGCCUCCGUCUUUGUGAGAACCAAUUAGAGUCUUGAAGCUUCACUCUGAGCACGUUUUUGGGAAGUGAGGUCAUUUUUGCCAGUCGUGCUACCUCUGGGGGGUUGAGUUAGGACUAUUUUGGGUCUGGGAGGUACGGGAUCUAAUUUAUUUCAAUGUGACUCUUGUUUUCAUCCUUUUGUUGAUCAUUUCUAUCAGUGAUAAUAACAGUCUGGACGUCUGGAAACACAGAGACGUUGGUGAAUAGUCAAAUGAUCACAGACAUGCUUCCCCCUCAAUAUUUACUGUAUUUACUGUAGUUGUGUGCAUGCAGUUUUUCUGUCAAAUAAAGGUGCAAAGUGGGGAAAAAAACUGCCCCUCAACCCCCCUCACCAUUCUGUAUCUCUUUUUCAAAAUUUUCAAUAAACAAUGUUAUUUAACAUAGAAAGUCAUGACUCUCCUGGAUUAUGAGCCUAUAGGUUUGUUAUGUUAUGAUCACCAGUUUCAAUGAUUACAACUCUGAAAUCAAUCAAUCAAUCAAAUUCCAACAAAAAUCAUCCAAAGGUGCUUUACACAUAGAGCAGGUCUAGACCAUACUCAUUUAAUUUAUAGAGACCCAACAUUCCCACAUGAGCAGCACUUGGUGACAGCAGCAAGGAAAGAAUAUCAUGCAGAGAGCUCAAAAUAGUACAAUACCCAUGAGUCUAGAGGGCGAUCCACACCAAGAACAAUAUCUGUAAUCAUUACCAAAGUGUCCUGUAAAUAGUGACACCAAGCCCACGCUUCUGAAAAUGGAUAUUGAUGAGCUGUAACUGCUGUAUGUUGUCCAGUACAUCAACAUGACCCCACCUGCUUCCCUUCACAUGUCUCACUGUGAGUGUUGAUCUGCUGAUGUUCCAUAUUAAUACCAGCUUGUAAAAUGUAAAGACUCAUGGAUCAGGUGUUAUCAUCCAUACACUGCUCACAUUUAAUACCAGGUGCACAUUAGCAGGGUGUCGAUAACUUUGAUGUUCUUUAACGCAGAAGACUCAAGAAAUGAAAUGAAGCAUACUGUGAGGAUUAUGUCCUAAAAAAAAAUUGAACUUUUUAAUCUUGAAAUCAUGUUUUGAUCCAGGAAUGAUCCAAAAUCUGAGAGAGGACUUGUUGAAAUAUUCCUCUCGCUAUUGGCUGUAUGGCAACAACAUUGAAGGC
Messenger RNA from Scomber scombrus (Atlantic mackerel), 2536 nucleotides. RefSeq names its product craniofacial development protein 1 (gene cfdp1). The coding region runs from base 181 to 1098 and encodes 305 amino acids. The record is from RefSeq and is a predicted model, not a curated record. Lineage: Eukaryota; Metazoa; Chordata; Actinopteri; Scombriformes; Scombridae. The transcript has 7 exons.